Messenger RNA from Schistocerca americana (American grasshopper), 4239 nucleotides. Its product is annotated as diacylglycerol kinase 1-like. The coding region runs from base 1 to 2568 and encodes 855 amino acids. The transcript is spliced from 18 exons. Gene Ontology annotation, biological process: lipid phosphorylation; diacylglycerol metabolic process; intracellular signal transduction. Gene Ontology annotation, molecular function: ATP-dependent diacylglycerol kinase activity; calcium ion binding. Lineage: Eukaryota; Metazoa; Arthropoda; Insecta; Orthoptera; Acrididae. The record is from RefSeq and is a predicted model, not a curated record. Gene Ontology annotation, cellular component: plasma membrane.
AUGGCUGUGGGCGCAGCAGGCUCGCUGAAUCCAAAACAAGGAAACCUGGGCAACACAUGGCCAGGGGGGAAACAGAGCUACACCACCACGUGGGCGUCGGCGAGCAGCCUGGCGCCCAGCAGGCUGGCGGAGCGCCUCGGGCUGGCAGACCGCGAGCGCCAGGCCCGCGCGUCAGACGCCGGCGCGCGGCCCCGCACAGGAAGCGUCGGCGCAGCCGUUCACCCUCUGAUGAAGGUGACGCAGGCGUCUCAGUCGUGUUACGACGUACACGAGCGAAAGGGACCAGAGGUAUCUCCCACCCACGAGGCGUCUAGGUCAUCAUCUAAGAAAUCCAGCACAUCUGCCUUCACCAAUGGCAGACUAGAAGUUUCGCUUCCAGAGUCGAAAGGCGCUAUACCAAAAAGAAGAAUCAAAGACAAAGACAAAGACAGACACAAAGAAAGAGAAAAAGAGAAAGUAAAAGUGAAAUACAAACGAGAGGAGCUUGACGUCCGGUCGGUGACUGUUCCUCUCAAAGACAUCAUCUGUUACUUGUCCCUCAUAGAAGGAGGACGGCCGGAAGACAAAUUAGAGUUUAUGUUCCGUCUAUACGACACGGAUGGAAAUGGCGUACUGGACACUGAUGAAAUCGACUGUAUCGUAAACCAAAUGAUGAAUGUAGCAGAGUACCUAGGAUGGGAUGCUUCCGAGUUGAAGCCGAUCCUGAAGGACAUGAUGGUGGAGAUAGACUACGACGCCGAUGGCACGGUGUCCCUGGAGGAGUGGAAGAGGGGUGGCAUGACCACCAUCCCACUGCUAGUUCUCCUGGGCUUCGAAUCGAGCGUGAAGGAGGAUGGCCAGCACGUCUGGAGACUGAAGCAUUUCAACAGACCUGCGUACUGCAACUUGUGCCUUAACAUGCUCGUUGGCCUCGGGAAGAAAGGCCUCUGCUGCGUAUUGUGCAAGUACACGGUGCACGAGCGCUGCGUUCAGCGAGCACCUGCGUCUUGCAUCGCAACCUACGCCAAGUCCAAGAAGAUGUCACAGACCAUGAUGCACCACUGGGUAGAAGGCAACUGCCACGGCAAGUGCGACAAGUGUCGGAAGACCGUCAAGAGCUACAACGGCAUCAAUGGCCUGCACUGCCGCUGGUGUCAUCUAACGCUACACAACAAAUGCGCGUCACAAGUGAAGCCGGAAUGCAAUCUGGGUGAGUUCCGGGUGCACGUGUUGCCGCCAACUGCCAUCUGCCCCAUUGUACUGGACAGACAACGAUCUAUCUCCAGGCCGGGCAGGCGUGAACAGCGCCCCGCCGAAGCCGCAGCCGCAGCCGUCCAGUCUGUGUCAGCCGAACCAGUACCACACCCAGCAACAAUAAUGACUGCGACGACCACCAUGACCACCACGACCACCAUGACCACCACGACCACCACCACCGCAAUGGGCCACUACCAACACGCAGAAGGAGCGUACCCCCCAAUGUCCUUCCAGAUAAUGCCGCCAACGAACACGUGUCCGUUGGUGGUCUUUGUAAAUCCCAAAUCUGGAGGACGACAAGGCGAACGAAUGCUCCAUAAAUUUCAGUACCUGCUUAACCCCCGCCAGGUGUACAAUCUUGCAAAAGGUGGUCCCAUGGUGGGCUUGACCCUUUUCAAAGACUUAUGCAACGUCAGGGUCAUCUGCUGUGGAGGCGACGGAACUGUGGGAUGGGUUCUCGAAUCCAUGGAUCGCAUCCAAUACGAACAACAACCAGCAGUUGGGGUCAUACCACUUGGGACCGGAAACGACUUAGCAAGAUGCCUACACUGGGGCGGAGGCUAUGAAGGAGAAAACAUCGGCAAAAUACUUAAGAAAAUAGAACGUGCUUCCCAGGUAAUGAUGGAUCGAUGGCAGAUCGAAGUUAUUCCAGAGUGCACGAGCGGAGACGAAUUACCGGGAGACCCAGUGCCUUACACAAUCAUCAACAACUACUUUUCUGUGGGUGUGGACGCUGCCAUUUGCGUGAAGUUCCAUCUGGAGAGAGAGAAAAAUCCAGAGAAGUUUAACAGCCGCAUGAGAAACAAGCUUUGGUAUUUUGAAUUCGCAACAUCGGAACAGUUUGCAGCGUCCUGCAAAAACCUCCAUGAAGAUAUAGACAUCACCUGUGACGGCGUCGCGCUGCAGCUGGCGGGCGGCCAGUCGCUGCAGGGCGUCGCGCUGCUCAACAUCCCGUACACGCACGGCGGCUCCAACCUGUGGGGCGACCACGGCAGCCGGCGCAUCUUCCGCCGCCGCCGCAAGCGCGCCGGGCCCGCCGACACCGGCAGUGCCAUUCAAGACAUCGGCGACCGGAUGAUUGAGGUGAUCGGGCUGGAGAACUGUCUCCACAUGGGACAGGUGCGCACGGGGUUGCGAGCGUCUGGUCGCAGGCUGGCGCAGUGCUCAUCCGUCAUCAUCCGCACUCGCAAGCGCUUCCCCAUGCAAGUAGAUGGAGAACCGUGGAUGCAGCCGCCCUGCACGAUUAAAAUUACACACAAGAACCAAGUUCCAAUGUUGAUGGCUCCACAGCCGGAAAGAGGAAGAGGAAUCUUCCGUUACUUAAGGAGGUGAACCAUUUACCUCGUGGUGAAUGGUAACAAUAAAAUAUGGAUACUUGUAAAUUUUAUUGUAUUUUUGAUGUUACACAUAUUUUUCAUUUAAGUAAUGUGGUAACACAAAAAGUAAUUGUUGAUACCUUCAAUUCUGCCACUUUAUCCUUUUUAUUUAAAGUUUUGAAGAUUCUUUUCAAGUGCAAUAUGUAGAUUCUUUCCUGACUAUAACUUCUCUUGUUUCUUUAAGGCAUAUGUGCUUUUUAUUGAGUGUAGCACGAUAUAUGCAUAAAAAAGGAAAACUAUUUAUUUUGCCUCACGAAAUGCCUCAUAAAAGGCUGCAAAUCGCUCUGUGACAAUAUAUAAAUAUAUAAACACAACAUUUCUGGUGUAAUUUGCUUGCAAUACUAUAGUUUGAAAUAUCAUUGUGAAAAAUGAUGUACUGUACAAACAACUGAGUAUACUGGAAUAACUUUUCAUUCACAUAAUGUUCUGUCAGGAGAAUUUUCUGCAGUAUAUUUUAAGCACCAUCUUUGUCAGUUGCCCUUUAUUGGUUAAUAUGGAUGUUACUCAGAUGGAUGCAGUACUUGUUCACCAGAAACUAUGUAACUGUAACAUUGCUAUAUGCUGUUACCAGUGGUAAGAUUUACUGCUUCUGGUAGGGUAUAUAAAUUGUGUUACAAAAUUAUAUAUUAUUACUAUUAUAAGAGUGUCAUUAUUAUUGUUGAUAUCAUAUCACCAUUAUCAUUUCUACCAUCUUCAGUGACACUGUUAAAACUCCAUUUCAUGCACUGUGCAAGGUUAAAGCAUCUGUAUUUCAGUUUGAAAGGAAGAGAUAUCAUCCCACUUACCUGUAGGAAAACCUGAUAGCACUUGUGGAGACAAGAACACACAGAAUAAAGGAGCGCUCUUUUUUAGUGAUGUUAACGGAAAACAACAGAAAAGUGUUACGACUAGCAACAUUUAUUUGUUACUGAGUUUCCCAGUUGUACAUGUAGUCUGCUGGAGUGAGGUAUGUUCAGUGUGACAGCAAAUACUUAUCCGAAUUAACGGUUUAUUCUCUUAUCUCUAAGAGUUUUAGAGGCAUAUUUUCAUGUCAUUUCGACAUUCGAAUCCACUAAUGUCCACAUUCUGUAAAUUAGAAACUAGUUGUGCGGUUUUCUUUUCUGAAUAUAUAGUGCAGUCACUGUAAAAGCUGACAACCAUUGGUUGUUUUUCUUUCUGGUAUAUUUCUAAAAUAAUUUUAUGUGUUUAGAGAUGCAUAUGGUCUGUUGUCAAUCAUUUUAACCACAUGAUACUUAAUGACAUCAGGAUUUAGUAAUCAUUUGUGUUUCAUGUGAACCAAACUAACCGAGGUUUUAGAAACGAAUAAAUUUCAUAAUUGAAGCAUUAUAUACUUUUUUUACCUUAUAUCUAUUUAUUUACUCAACGUGAGUUGUGGUGCCUUUCUAUCUGUAGGUGAGGAUGUUCUCACACUGAAGGUUGAUUUGAACUCAACAGUGUUUUAGAAGUUGUUGUUACAAUAGAAUUUGUUUGGCCAUGUUUUGAUACACCUUGCAAACCAGCUCAUACAGUUAUUUAUUGGAGGACUUACAUUUUCAUCCCAAAUACGAAACAUUGAACCACUUAACUUUUUCACAUGCACUGAUAAUUUUCAGAAAAGAUGGUCACAUUAAGUGCAAGAAAACAAAGA